Molecule: messenger RNA, 1781 nt
Organism: Pelobates fuscus (common spadefoot toad)
Lineage: Eukaryota; Metazoa; Chordata; Amphibia; Anura; Pelobatidae
Product: keratin, type I cytoskeletal 19-like
Exons: 8
Coding region: 24-1436 (470 amino acids)
Biological process (GO): intermediate filament organization; epithelial cell differentiation
Cellular component (GO): cytoskeleton
Molecular function (GO): structural molecule activity
Source: RefSeq, a predicted model, not a curated record
UGGAUUCCUAUUUUUGAAUCACAAUGAGCCACAGUGGUAAGAGGUCACAUUCUUCAACUGGAUCUUGCAAGGGUAGCUGCCAUGUUGGUGGCCAUUCUUUCAAUAUCUUCAGAAAUACAGGAUCUGGAAAGUACCAUCAUGGGGUUUCAGGAAUUUCACAUCAAGGAUAUUGCCACCAAGAUGCAUAUAAAAGUUCACAUGGUUCUCAUAACGUUCAUCGUGUUAGUCAAUACAGAGCUCCCAGUGCACAUGGAGGUUCAGGAGGCAGAGGAAUCUCAAUCUCCAAACAUUCAUCUUCCACUCAUGGAUCUUGUCCUAGAUCUGGACAGGCAGAGCAAAGUCAUGGCGCGCAACGUAAAUUUGGAGGCCACAGUAGCUGGAAGAAAAGUGGCGUAAUUAAUUUCAAUGAAAAGGAAACCAUGCAACUGCUGAACAGUCGUCUGGCUUCCUAUCUAGAGAAAGUCUGCUCACUAGAGAAUGAGAACAACCAGCUUGAGAGGAACAUUCGAGAGUGGUAUGACAGAAACCAACCCAGUGCUUUCCCUGACUCCAGCAACUUCUUUAGAACCAUUCAGGAGCUGAAGAGUCAGGUUUCCUCAGCCACAGUGGAAAAUGCCAGGGUUGUUCUCCACAUAGACAAUGCUCGUCUGGCAGCAGAUGACUUCAAAAACAAGUAUGAGUUGGAACUUCAGCUGCAUAAUACUAUUGAAGCAGAUAUGAAAGGUCUUCGCAGAGCACUGGAGGGACUGAAUCGUGAGAUAUGCGAUCUUGAAGCACGGGUUCAGAACCUUCAGGAAGAACUGCAGCAGAUGAAGAGAACACAUGAGGAGGAAGUGAAUUCUCUACGAGCUCAGUUGGGCCAGAGAGUCACCGUGGAACUAAACGCUGCUCCAUCUGUAGACCUAAACAGAAUCUUGUCUGAAAUCCGACAUCAAUAUGAAAACCUAAUGGAAAGAAAUAUGAGAGAGGUUGAGAGCAUGUUCCUCCAAAGGACUCAGGAACUCAAUCAGCAGGUGACAUCUGGCUCAGAGCAGCUGCAAUCCGUACAAACUGAGGUCAUUGAUUUAAAGCGUAGUGUCCAAACCUUGGAGAUCGAGCUUGAAAGUCAGCUAAGCAUGAAAUCUGCACUGCAGUGCACGUUGGCAGAAAUAGAAGGUGGUUUCAGCUCACAGCUCUCCCAGUUGCAAGGUCUGAUCAACAACGUCGAAUCCCAGUUGGAGAAGAUCCGAUCUGACCUGGAGCACCAUAACCAUGAGUAUAAGAUCCUCAUGGACCAAACGACUCAUUUGGAGAGGGAGAUUGCCACCUACAAGCAACUGUUGGAUGGACAUGUUCUAAAUGCUUCAGGACAUCAUUCCUCAGAAAUCAAGUACAGAUCUCACCACAUCACAAAUGUUCACCAGACAACUGGCCAUGUUCAACAGAGCAAGUGCUAAAGUUUAACCCUUCUGAGAAUUAACCAGGAAAUUGAAGACCAACUAUGAAUUCAACAGCUUUCUUCACAUUACAUAAUAUAUUAGUAAUAUAUACAACCUACCCUCUUCUGUUUGUCAGACAACAGCUAAUCUUUCUAAACAUAUUAUUUGCAUAACAGCAGUUGAUAAAUGAGACAUCAUAGGGCAUCAAUAUUCAUUAACUGCAUUUAAUGUCAGAAAAGAAAAUUAGUCAUUUUGAGUACCAAUAAAAAAACACUUAAGAUUAAUAUUUUUUUCCAGACAAAUGCAAUACAUAUGUGUGUUAAAUUAGACUUUGUUCUAUCUUUUUCUUCUAUUUAAUUCAUA